UAUUAGCCCCGGGGGUGAGUCGUCUUGAGCACCGCUCAUUCUACGCAACUCAUAAACACAGUAAAUGAGUCGAUGUGUCGAUUUGGAAGUCACGCCCUCACGUUGAUUCAACUUGCCCAGCUCUCACGUCGAACCCGAUAACUUAUUUAUAUGGGACAAUAAGAGAAAGGACGAAUUUUCUGCCGAGUUCAAGUUGAAGUGACACAACCAACCGCCAACCAUGGCGUCCGCUACCGAGUCCUUCACCAUCAAAACCCCCUGCUCAAGCGCCAACAUCGGCCCGGGCUUCGACGUCAUCGGCCUGGCGCUGUCCAUGUACUUGGAGCUGCAGGUCACCAUCGACCGCACCAAGACCAAGUCGGAGCACCCGCUCAACUGCCGGAUCACGUACGAGGGCGAGGGGGAGGGCACCGACGAGAUCAGCCUCGACCCGCAGGUCAACCUGCUCACGCGCGUGGCCCUGUACGUGCUGCGCUGCCACGACCAGCGCAGCUUCCCCGUCGAGACGCACGUGCACAUCAAGAACCCCAUCCCGCUCGGCAGGGGACUCGGGUCGUCCGGUGCGGCCGUCGUGGCCGGUGUCAUGCUGGGCAAGGAAUGCGGUGGUCUGCAUCAUCUCACUCCUGAGCGCCUGUUUGAUUUCUGCUUGAUGAUCGAGCGUCACCCGGAUAACGUCGGCGCUGCACUCUUCGGCGGCUUUGUCGGCACCUACCUGAAGCCGCUGGCCCCGGAGGAUGUGGCGCGCGUGGAGAUCCCCCUGAGCGAGGUGCUUCCUGCACCAGCCGGCGGUGUCGACACCGGUGCGAAGCCGCCGGCGCCACCACACGGCAUCGGCCACCACAUCAAGUUCCCUUGGGCGCCCGAGAUCAAGGCUGUCGCCAUCAUUCCUGAGUUUGAGGUUCCCACGGCCAAGGCACGCGAGGUUCUCCCGCUGCAAUAUCCUCGUCCAGACGUGACCUUCAACCUCCAAAGAAUAGCUCUGCUCCCCGUCGCGCUCGGCCAGUCCCCGCCGGACCCGGAGCUCAUCUACCUAGCCAUGCAAGACAAGUUGCACCAGCCGUACCGGCAGACGCUGAUCCCGGGCCUGACGGAGAUCGUCGAGUCCAUGACGCCCGCCACACAGCCGGGCCUGCUGGGCGUCUGCCUGUCCGGCGCCGGGCCGACCAUCCUGGCGCUGGCCACGGGCCACUUUGGCGAGAUUGCCGACCGCAUCAUCGCCAAGUUCGAGGAGAACAAGAUUGUGUGUAACUGGAAGGUGCUGGAGCCGGCCGAGGGCACGCAGGUGAUCAGGGCGUAGGCUUGUUUGACCGGGGGAUGGGACUAGAAAUAUAAUCGUGAUACCCCAUUUUCGUUGUUCUCCGUCGCUUUUUUAUUUCUACCAUUCAGAUUGUCGCGUGCAUGUUGAACAGCGGAGGCUCAACCGGAUGGCCCUUGAUAUGCUUUCUCCGGCCCGGCAAUGCAAGUUCCCGACAGCCAGAUCCGAUCGGGAGACCACAAAACUGUCAAAGUCGGGUUACUUACACACCUGCUUCAAAACAGGAGACAGUGAAGCAACCUGGAAACUUGGAGGAAGGCACCGGAUUUACGGAGUACCUACCACAGUAGCCCCACAACAAGAAGCCCCUGCCGAGAUUGACCAAUCGCUGCCCUCCUAACUAAUCAAACCACGGGCGGCCCCGACGUCGGGUGGAGCCUGGCCCAGGUCCCCGGGUACCCAAGCCUCGAUCAGC
Molecule: messenger RNA, 1730 nt
Organism: Chaetomium strumarium
Lineage: Eukaryota; Fungi; Ascomycota; Sordariomycetes; Sordariales; Chaetomiaceae
Product: GHMP kinase
Exons: 3
Coding region: 221-1297 (358 amino acids)
Biological process (GO): L-threonine metabolic process
Molecular function (GO): ATP binding; homoserine kinase activity
Source: RefSeq, a predicted model, not a curated record